AUGUUCUCCUUUUUCGGCUGGGGCUCCCGUCCCCAACCGGACCCUUCCACAUCGCAAGAGAAGACCACAUCCCCGGAUCGCAACAAUGAGCCAACAACAUCACCCUCUUCCGCUUCCAUUCCAUCCCAAUCUCAAUCGUCCUCCCAAUUAGCCCAGCAAACUCGCCCGCCAGGCCUAGCGCCAAAUGUUAAGCUCCUCUUCGGUGGAAUUGCCUUUUUCACCCUUUCAGUCCUGAUCACGCGACGCUCUACCCUAAAGAAAAGGAUUGCCUGCAUUCCACCCUUCUACACGAGCUCACUCUACCACCAGCCCCAAGCGAACGGAGCGAUGGAGGCACUCGAGGCGCUAAAUCUGGCCACCAUCAACGUUUUGUCGUUCGGCAUGCUGGCUUCCGGCGCGGUGGCGUAUGCGUUUGAUAUCAACGGGCUCGAGGAUAUGCGGCGGGUUGUGCGAAGUGGGUUGGAAGAGGGGGGCCCUGGUGCUGGGAAAACGGAUGAGGAGAUGGAGAAAGAGGUUACCCAGUGGGUUGUUAGUGUUCUCGGGGAUCGGUUUGAGACGCAGCUGGAGAAGGAGAAGGAGAAGACUAGGAGGUUGGAGGGUGAGAAGAAGUGA
Messenger RNA from Penicillium lagena, 612 nucleotides. RefSeq lists its product as uncharacterized. Gene Ontology annotation, cellular component: mitochondrion. The transcript has a single exon. The record is from RefSeq and is a predicted model, not a curated record. Lineage: Eukaryota; Fungi; Ascomycota; Eurotiomycetes; Eurotiales; Aspergillaceae. The coding region runs from base 1 to 612 and encodes 203 amino acids.